Racocetra fulgida is the source of this 370-nucleotide messenger RNA. NCBI's taxonomy places the organism in Eukaryota, Fungi, Glomeromycota, Glomeromycetes, Diversisporales, Gigasporaceae. The record is from the annotation of a GenBank genome assembly.
ACCGAGAAAUGUUCCCUUUAUGAAGAUGCGAUCGUUGACGCUGAGCUUACAAACCGCAAGGUAACUAAUACCGAAAAAGCAGGAGAGGUAAAUAGUUUGAAUUAUUUUGAUACAAUUUCUACACCAGAUCACAAGAAGGCAAAAACGUUAGGUGUCUCAUUUGACGAGUAUGUUGACUCAAACAUACAAGACGAAAGUGAGAACGAUAAAGAAAUAAAUUUUGAUCUUCUUGAUAUCUCAAAAAAAUUACAGCGCGAACAAGUAGUUAAAUGGGAAGUCGAUGAUAUUAACGUAACAAAUAGGUUUCAGAAUUAUCAAAAAGAGAUUUUCAAGAAGGCGGAACGAGAAGGUUUAGACUACGAAAACCUCU